Messenger RNA from Hyphopichia burtonii NRRL Y-1933, 307 nucleotides. RefSeq lists its product as uncharacterized. NCBI's taxonomy places the organism in Eukaryota, Fungi, Ascomycota, Pichiomycetes, Serinales, Debaryomycetaceae. Gene Ontology annotation, cellular component: anaphase-promoting complex. The record is from RefSeq and is a predicted model, not a curated record. Gene Ontology annotation, biological process: anaphase-promoting complex-dependent catabolic process. The transcript has a single exon. The coding region runs from base 17 to 268 and encodes 83 amino acids.
ACAAAAUCAAUCCAUCAUGCUAAGAAGGCCGGCAACCACCAUCAAGUUGACUCCAGAAGACAUCCUCGAGUACGAUGAAUCUACACACCAACAACAAGUCCAUCAAGAACAGGAACGUCACCAGUUUGAUCAAUUCCAAGAACACCAAAGUGACCCAGAUUCAAGCAAUUUGAGUUUUAAAGAAUCUUCUCAUAUAAAUAACCAGAACUCGGUGAACCCUCCUUUAAAUAGGGAUGAAAGAAUCGGGGUAACUAGAAAUCAAAACUAAUCUGUAAUAUAAUCUUUUAUUCUACAAAUAUGAUUUAAU